AUGAGGAGUGGGGCGGAAGCCCAGAAAAAAGUGGGUGUAGGGGCGGUGGCAGUGCCCGAGAUUGUCAUCCCCAAGAAGAGAGGAAAGCGGUCAACUCUUGCGGUCCCGGUGAGUUCUGGACUAGGACCGGGUCCGAGGUUAGCUGAGCGGACUUCCUUGUAUCGUAGCGUUUCAAACGUGUACAAGGUAACGAAUGGUGAGAGUUUAUGUCUGUCGGCGCACUGUAAAGGACAGUCUUGUCGUGACUGGGUAGGGAAGAGCCAGUGCCACUUGCCACUGGUGAUGUAUUCAGCUCAGAAUGGUGCGUUGAUUGAGAAUUUGUUUAAGUCCUUUAACGCCAAGUUGCGCCACUGUCCCGUCGAUGUGUGGAGAAAACGUGCGCAGGCUCUGUACAACCGUCAUAACGAAUACGCCCACCUACAGGACCCUUGCAAGUGGCCGCCUCUAAGCUUCGGUCCUCACCAUCCCUGUCUCUAUGACACUGUCCAAGUCGAUGAGCCAGACGGGAUCAAACGUUAUCGGUCGAUAAAAUUGCCAAUACCGCAGGAACUCAUUCCACAAGUAGUUGGCAUGGCUAACAAGCUUAGGGAACUCAAGGAGAAUAAAGAUAUGGCUAAGAAAGUCAAACCGUUUCUUACAGGUGAUCCUUCUUGGGUAAAUAACAUAAAAGUGGAGCCUAUUACAGAUCCGCGGCAUCCGGCGUAUUCGCCAAGUGUUACCCAGUACCGAGCGGUGGCAACGCAACGAAUCCCGAAAGGGGCCUUAGUCGGUCCACCGGUGUACGCCGGAGUGUUUCGCCAGACGAAUGAGACGGACGCCCUGGAACUUAAUUCCGACGGCACCAUGGCGAACCGGUGGGCGUACAGCUUUGGGGUGGGACUCUUCGGGUCGGGUGACACGGCAGAGGAAGGAGAAGACGAGGGACGGGCCCGGUUGCACUUCGACGCGAUCAAGCUGUCUCUUGUUGGCGAUACGGAAGGACCGGUGGACCGUGUUGUCUCUGAGACUGAGACGAUUGGGUCUGAAACGGUUGGGUCUGAGACCAUUGGUUCUCGACCCCAGAGCCGUGCGGGUCGCCGAAAUCGUGGGGCUCCGGUGGAGAUCGAUGGCAUAAACACCCGUCAUCGUAAGACGGAGAUCGAGCGGGUGUCUGACGACAUGGUCAACUGGGACGUGGAAGCAGCGCAAUUCCGAAACGAGCUGGCGAUGGUUAACGACCCGAAGGGUUUUGGUGAGGUAUUGGGCUUCAGCAAGCAGCAGGAGUUGGAUGGGAACGCAGAGACGUUGAUUUGGUCGUUGUUUAAUAUCCCGUGUAUAGCGUACAAGGCGAAGCGUACAAUCGGGGUCGGGGAGGAGAUUUUGAUUGAGUACGGGUAUCAUUAUUGGCACCGGCAGCAACUGAUGGCUUGGUGUAAGUCGGAGAAUACAUAUGUGCGAGCGCAGCAGAGUCAAGCGAAUGCUCGCUAUCAGGAACUGGAGGAGCAGCUAUUUAGUUUGCGGAAGCAACGACAAGAGGAUGAACGUGUUAAGAUCCAUCUGGAGUCCUUGGUCCGUGAGGCACGUAGUAAGGGGGAAGAAUAUGAUAAAUACUCCGAGAUGCUCAAGACAACGGAGGCCAAACUUUGCAAAAAAUUAAAUGAAUUAGAGGAACUAGAAACCGAUCUGAAACGCAUGGAAUUAGCCAAGCUCUGCAUCCAACAGAAAAACCUACAAUUAGAACGAAAGAUUAUCGACGUCGAACGUACUUGUAACAGGACUGCAGAAACACUACAGACUAUACAGGAACAAUCACUAAUAAAAACAAUGGUAGAGACAGCUGGAAAUAGUGUUACUACCAAGACGGUUAAGUAUUGCUUGUAUAGUGAACUUGCACAGGACCUUGGAUAUGGCAGCAAACAUAUUCUAAGUGACAAUCCGGAAACACAUUAUUCAAACUGUAAAUUCUAUAAGGAACCAUUAAUCAGAUCACAGGUUACUAUAUGCGAUCGUUGCGGUACAAGGUAUAGAUUAGGACCUUAUUCUAAAGAUCAACAUGAUACAGUAUGUAUGACAAUCAUUGAAUCAAACAAAAGAUUGCAUCAAAAGAAAUUGGAUCUCACCAAACAAUAUGAUUCAAGUGCUAUUAGUGGUAUACAAAAUGUGUUGGGGAAAAUGCUGUUGCCCGAUUUGACCAAAUUUGAAGAGUACUCUCAUCAUGGUAUGCUUAAAAGUAUUCUGGACUUGGUUACUUGGGAUAGUAGGUUGUCAUCUAUACUAAGAAUGGUUAUAAUUAGUGUAACUGAUGGGUUUAAUCAAGCCAUCAAGGAGACCAGCUAUCAACGACCAAAGGUUGAUACGGGCGGUGAUGAUACGGGCGGUGAUGAUACGGGCGGUGAUGAUACGGGUGGUGAUGAUAUACUUAUUACUCGAUUGUUAUUAAGAGAAUAUCCUAUGUUGAAUGAAUCAUAUGAGCAAGGUAAUUCUUUAAGGGCUGUAUUGAUGUCAUUAGUCAAUAAUUAUGAGUUAUGUCGUAUAGUCUGUAGUGAUCACUUCAAGCAUUUUUUAUUACCAAGUUGGCCUCUUGAGCUAGAUUGGCUAUACCAGAUCGCCAAGACUCUGUUUGGCUACUUCACGGAUUUCCCCAACUUGGCCAAAGAGCACGUAACACUAAGCUACAUAAAUGAUCUGCGACUGUGUCUUAAACAGCUUGAUUGCAAGCUUAAUACUCUUCCGUUCUGUAAGUUCCUGCACGCAGGGCCUGAGAAACUCGGUUUAAAACUCAACAUCCAAUAUACAUGCACGGAUCUUACUACCGUGGUCCACGAGUACUACUCACAGUUCAAGUGGCCGAGCCGGCCUCUGCUCAAGUUGCCAGAUCCAUCUAUAGCAAGACAGAUCUGUAACCAGAUCGUGUCAGGUUCGCUUCGCUCUCAACAACCGGGAACCAAGGGUCAUCCUGUUAAACUAGAAGACUCGUCCGCGUCGGAAAUGGCAUCGGAGUCCGUGUCGGAGCCUGCUCAUCAGAACAAAAGGUCCUUGUCCAUUGUUGAGAACGAAAUGGACAACAUGGAACGCGGCAAAAAACUCCGGUUCAUUCAUCCCGCGGCCGAUCCUAUAACCCUCAAAGAAGAAGACGGUAUCUUCGUGGAUCAGCUUAAUCAACAGAUACUGACGGACGAACGAGAUAAUGUAAGUAGUACCGUGAGUAUGCCCGGUAGCACUACCUCGAACUACGGUGCUUCCAACAACGGUGCUUCCAACAACGGUGCUUCCAACAACGGUGCUUCCAACAACGGUGCUUCCAACAACGGUGCUUCCAACAACGGCAUCUCGACCAGUGUUAUCCUGUCCCUGACCAGUGGUACCUCGGACGCCGCUUCAUACGUCCAAGUCCUGAACACACUGAUGCCCGUGAUGUCGUUGUAUUGGGGUACUGGCGCAGUCCCCGAACGGCCAUGCGGUCAGUGCGUGAUUUCUGACGAAGUGGAUCUGGACAAUGGCUUCCGCGUAGUGCGGGAAGAAGCCCCUGAGUUACGAAGGCUGCUGCCAGGGGCUGAGGUCGGAGUAGAAGACGCGGUCAAGCCCUCCGUGAGUAUGUUUAAGUUCAGAACCAUUGCAGAAAGACCGCUGGCUGACUCGCAGGAUGGAAUGGUGGGUGGAAGCAACGUGAAGGAUAGUGUGCAGGGUCAGGCCGUUGGGCAAAGGGAGACGAUGGUCCGGUUGGGAUGUGGCCUAGGUCUGCCGUUGUACCGGACUUGGGCGGUCGAUCUGCUGCUGAACGUUUUUUCGGCAGAACCGACGAUGGAACCCAAGAUGGACAGGCCCGGGGACGGACCGAGAAGAUACAAGCACCUCAUACCAUUAGUCGGGGCUCACUUUAGUCAUGGGAGUGGAACCCGUCAUCAAGGAAACGGCAACUCUUCAUUCCCUCUGUUAUCUCUCUUAUGUCACUGGGAGAAGAAGAAACUCAAAUACUGCAAUUGGGCACUACCCGGCCUCGAUCAAGCGCCAGAAAGAAGGGAAGGAGGAAGAGAUGGUGGAAGGGGAGGGCUGAUAGUUCUGGAGCCGAAAUUCCACGUAGACAGGCGAAUUGCUUCUCCGGGAGGGGAUAUCGAGCUUUUGGACGGGCUUGUGAAAUUGCACCUACUUCAUGUCCCUUCCCACGGACUCAUUUUAGUCAAGGAGUCCGGGACUGUUGACCCCGGGAUCGGGACUGUUGACCCCGGGAUCGGGACUGUUGACCCCGGGAUCGGGACUGUUGACCCCGGGACCGGGACUGUUGACCCCGGGACCGGGACUGUUGACCCCGGGACCGGGACUGUUGACCCCGGGACCGGGACUGUUGACCCACAGAGUGUAGGUAUCAAGAGGGAAGGCAAUGAUUCUUCGUCUGUCAUCUGCGCGGAUACAAGUGGGAGACGACGCACGUGUGUUAUAUACAAGCCAUUCGCAUCGUUAGACGGAGCGCAUCUAAACGAAUCCCUCAAUAUUGAUACCAUUGGCUUUUGUGUGCCUCUUCCUCAAGAUGAAAGAGAUGAAAACGGUGUUCUCAUCAAAUUUGGUCAAACGAGACAGUCAAAGCUUUGUUUAGUAAGAGCGGAUAUCUCGUUACAGAAUAAUACAAGUCUCUAG
This is a messenger RNA of Gregarina niphandrodes, 4611 nucleotides long. RefSeq lists its product as hypothetical. The transcript has 2 exons. The record is from RefSeq and is a predicted model, not a curated record. Lineage: Eukaryota; Apicomplexa; Conoidasida; Eugregarinorida; Gregarinidae. The coding region runs from base 1 to 4611 and encodes 1536 amino acids.